GCCAGCAGACUACAACGACACAAACUCAGACACAUUCCUCCUCUAUCUUUCUUUUUUUUUCUUUUUAAUCGCUCUCGUAGAUGGAUUCCUCAACUCGCUCCUCCGUUGUCGUAAUCGGCGCCGGCAUCUCCGGUAUAUCGGCGGCGAAGGUUUUGGCUGAGAACGGAAUUGAGGAUUUGGUGAUUUUGGAAGCCUCCGAUAGAAUUGGCGGUAGGAUCCGGAAAGAAAAUUUCGGAGGCGUGUCGGUGGAGCUAGGGGCCGGUUGGAUCGCCGGUGUAGGUGGUAAAGAAUCCAACCCGGUUUGGGAGAUUGCCGCAGAGUUGGGCCUCCGAACCUGUUUCUCUGACUACAGCAAUGCCCGCUAUAACAUCUAUGAUCGGAGCGGGAAGAUAUUUCCGAGUGGAAUCGCCGCAGACUCGUACAAAAAAGCGGUGGACUCAGCGAUUCAGAAACUAAGGGACCUAGAUGCAAACUGUGUCGACGAUGCCUCCAAAGGAACCGACCAACCUCUAACGCCAAAGACACCAAUAGAGCUCGCAAUUGACUUCAUAUUACACGAUUUUGAGAUGGCAGAGGUGGAGCCAAUAUCAACAUACGUAGAUUUUGGAGAAAGAGAGUUUUUGGUGGCAGAUGAAAGAGGUUACGAGUAUUUACUGCAUAAAAUGGCUGAGGAUUUUCUAUUUACGUCGGAGGGUAAAAUCCUGGACAGUCGUCUCAAACUCAACAAGGUUGUCAGGGAAUUACAGCACUCGAGAAACGGCGUCACGGUGAAAACAGAAGAUGGUUGCGUCUACGAAGCCAACUACGUGAUUUUGUCUGCUAGCAUUGGUGUUCUCCAAAGCGAUCUCAUUUCCUUCAGGCCACCCUUGCCCAGGUGGAAAACGGAAGCCAUAGAGAAAUGUGAUGUGAUGGUGUAUACCAAGAUCUUCCUCAAGUUUCCUUGUAAGUUCUGGCCUUGUGGGCCUGAGAAAGAGUUCUUCAUCUAUGCUCACGAGCGGAGAGGCUAUUACACGUUUUGGCAGCACAUGGAGAAUGCCUACCCUGGCUCGAAUAUUUUGGUCGUAACAUUGACGAAUGGUGAAUCAAAACGUGUGGAAGCUCAAUCCGAUGAAGAGACGUUGAAGGAAGCUAUGGGUGUGCUUAGGGACAUGUUUGGGCCCGACAUACCUAAUGCCACCGAUAUACUUGUUCCCCGCUGGUGGAACAACAGGUUCCAGCGUGGCAGCUACAGCAACUACCCCAUAAUCUCUAAUAACCAAGUUGUUAAUGACAUUAAGGCCCCAGUUGGACGCAUUUUCUUCACAGGCGAACACACAAGUGAAAGAUUUAAUGGCUAUGUGCAUGGUGGAUACCUUGCUGGUAUUGACACAAGUAAAGCAGUACUGGAAGAAAUAAGGAAGGAUGAAAGAAAAAAUGAGAAUCAAACUUUCUUGCUAGAACCCUUGCUAGCAUUAACUUUGACACAGACGGAUGCAGUCUCAGGUCUCCACAAAUGUGAUGUUCCUACACAAUUAUAUCUUAGCAGCAAGCUUGGUGCCAUUCCGGAAGCAAUCUUAUGACUCCAUGGACCUAACUUUGAUAACAGUGAUGAUGAUGAUGAUGAUGAUGAAAACAUCGAGAAUGAGAUGGAUGGAAAAAUGGGUUCCGAUCCAAGCCUAGACCAACCCCUUUUAACACCACAGACAAGUUCGAAUGAAAGAGAUGAUAAUUACAAGAAACAGAGGAAAAGAUGUCUGAAAGUGGUGUGAUCAUUUCUGAUUGUCUUCCGAGAGCAGCUGCUACUCUUCACUGGUGGUGCCUGGCUUUUGAAAUUUUGACAAAGGAACCAGUUUUACCCCAGGCAUCCAUGUAACAGUUGUUCAAUAGAUUUGGAUGAGAAAAUGAUAGAAGAAAAAAAAAGAGGAAGAACUCACACUUCAGAUUCUAAUUGUACUUAAAAUGUUAAUAUAAGAAAGAACUCUUCUGCUCUCUUAA
Theobroma cacao (cacao) is the source of this 1974-nucleotide messenger RNA. It is a transcript of the gene PAO1, whose product is annotated as polyamine oxidase 1. Gene Ontology annotation, molecular function: polyamine oxidase activity. The record is from RefSeq and is a predicted model, not a curated record. Lineage: Eukaryota; Viridiplantae; Streptophyta; Magnoliopsida; Malvales; Malvaceae. Gene Ontology annotation, biological process: polyamine catabolic process.